AUGCUCAUUGAUUCCGGAUCUGAACUCUCUUUCAUUUCGGAAUCAACGGUAUCUCAUCUCAAUCUAACAAGGUAUCACUCAAACAUCUCAAUCAUCGGCAUUGGAGCAACAAAUUCUGGUAACACUCGAGGAGUUGUUUCAAUCACUCUCAAAUCAAUCCAUUCCUCAAAAUCAAUUUCUCUCCACGCAUACGUUCUUUCAAAAUUGUCGUCAACGCUUCCUACCACCACUCUUCCAUCUCUCAAAUGGUCUCAUCUUCAAAACAUCCCUCUUGCCGAUCCCGAUUACAUCAUUCCAAUGAAAGUUGAUCUCAUCAUUGGAGCGGACGUGUAUGCUCAAAUCAUUCAACCGGACAUCAUCAAGGGACCUUCCUCAACACCCAUGGCUCAACUUACCAUCUUUGGUUGGGUAAUUCUGGGACCAACCGAUGGCAAUUCAAUCAAGGAACAUUCAUCUCAUCAUCUGAUUGUGGAUCAGCAACUGGAUGAUCUUCAAGAUCUUCUCACUAAAUUCUGGACUCAAGAAGAAGUACCUACCAAGGAAAAGGAUCAACUCACAACUCAAGAAUUGGAAUGCGAGGAGCAUUUCAAGGCCACUUACUCAAGGGACUCCAAGGGCAAAUACAUCAUUCGACUUCCAAUCUCAUCAUCACCGAGUCAACUUGGCGACUCAUUCUUCAAGGCUCAACGGUGUCUUCAUCGGCUCUUCAAACGAUUUUCAACUCAAGGACUUCUUAAGGAUCGCUACUUUGCAUUUCUUACGGAAUAUGAAGCUGAUGGACACAUGGUCAAGGCUCCUCCAAGGGAUAGUAGCCUUACAAACUAUUAUCUACCUCAUCACGGAAUCCUCAGGGAGCAAAGUACCACAACAAAAUUAAGGGUUGUUUUCAAUGGUUCAAGCCCUUCCACAUCCGGUGCCUCUCUCAACUCAAUACUUCACACUGGUGCAAAACUUCAAAAGGACAUCUCCGACAUUUUACUCUGGGUAAGAAGAUUUCGAUACAUCUUUUCUACGAACAUCACCAAGAUGUUCAGACAAAUCAAGGUACAUCCGGACGAUUGGGAUCUACAACGAAUCAUCUGGGUGGAUUCAAACAACAAGGAAAUCUCUUACCAACUCACCACGGUCACCUACGGAACAAAAUCUGCACCAUUCUUGGCGGUAAGGGUACUUUUACAACUCAUUCAAGACGAAGGUUACAGGUUUCCUCUGGCUGUGCCCGCACUUCUCAAUGGUCGAUACAUGGACGACAUCUACGGUGGUUCUGAUGAGGUGUCAGAACUCAAGGACAUAGCCAAGGAUCUCAUCGAUCUUCUCAACUCUGGCGGAUUCCCUCUAGCUAAAUGGCAAAGCAAUCACCCCGAUUUCUUCGACGCUGUAACAAGGAAAGGCGACUUGAAUUCCCACUUAAUCGAUCACACUCAAACCAAGGUUCUCGGUCUCUCAUGGUGUCCAAGGUCAGAUGAAUUCAAGUUCUCAUUUGAGCCAACAUCUCUCCCAGGUCAAGGAAUAUCCAAAAGGUCUAUCUUAUCCGAGGUAUCUCAAUUGUUUGAUCCCCUAGGAUUUCUUUCUCCCGUCAUCAUCCGAGCCAAAAUGUUGCUGCAGGAACUGUGGCUUGAGAAAUUGGGUUGGGACGACCCUUUAUCUGAGAAACUAUCUUCAAGGUGGAUCAAAUUCAAGGAAGAGCUAGCUCAACUCCCCGCGAUCUCAAUCCCUCGAUGGCUCAAUCUCACAUCAACCUCAACUACGGAAAUUCAUGGAUUCUCGGACGCAUCACAACUCGCAAUGGCAGCUGUUGUUUUUCUCAAAACCUCGGAACCAAACCAAGAAUCAAAAGUUACAUUUGUUUGUGCCAAAACCAAGGUUGCUCCCCUCAAACGUCUAACCAUUCCAAGGUUGGAACUCUCGGCUGCUCAACUCUUGGCACGACUUGUGAACUACGUUCAACGGACCCUGGAAUUAUGUCAAGUUCCAGUAUUCCUGUGGACAGACUCAUCGGUAGCCCUCACUUGGAUCAACAGCCACCCCUCUCGUUGGAAGGAAUUUGUACACAACAGGGUAUCUUCGAUCCAUGACCUCGUCCCUCAAGGUCAAUGGAGAUUCAUCAAAGGAAAAGAAAAUCCUGCUGACUGUGCAUCAAGGGGCCUAUCAAUUCAACAACUCUCUCAACAUCACUUCUGGUGGAAUGGUCCACCAUGGCUCAAGGACAUCAAGGAAAACUGGCCCUCAUCAACCUCAAGGUCGGAUUCAUCAGCUCAAGUCGAAGAAAGACCAGGAUUAACAUUUACUGUUACCACCUCUCACCCCCAAUUGUGGGAUCUGAUUCAUCAAUACUCAGAUCUGCACUCAUUGUUAAAAAUCACCUCAAUUUGCCUCAGAUUUCUCGCUAUUCUCAAAAGGAUUUCCAACUCUUCUCUGGCCAACCCAAUCGGACUCAAGGAUCUCGAUCUUGCAAGGACAUUCUGGAUCAAGAAUAUUCAAGUGGCCUACUUCUCAGCAGACAUCAAGGAUCUCAAUCGAGGCACAAAAUUCUCAAGGUCUCAUCCGCUUUCCAAACUCAAUCCAUUCAUCGAUCAUCAAGGUAUUCUCAGAGUCGGAGGUCGACUCAAACACUCAAGUUUGGAUCACGAAAGCAAACAUCCUGCUAUUCUACCCAAGGAUUCUCCCCUCACUCGACUUCUGAUAGCGGAUGCUCAUUCAAGGACUCUUCACGGAGGAACUCAACUCACCUUGACUCAUCUAAGGAAUUCCUACUGGAUCAUCGGAGGAAGACAACCAGUAAGGUCAUUCAUUCUCAAGUGCAUUCCUUGUGCUCGACAAAGAGGAAUUCGUGCUCAACAACUCAUGGGUCAACUACCUUUGGAAAGAAUCACCCCUUCAAGGCCAUUUCUCACUUCUGGGGUUGACUACGCCGGUCCAAUCACCCUCAAAUCCUGGACAGGUCGUGGAGCUAAAACGAAAAAGGGAUGGAUUUGUCUCUUUGUGUGCUUCUCAUCAUCGGCUCUGCAUCUCGAGGUAGUGACGGAUUAUUCCACCAACGGAUUUCUCGCAGCCUACCGCCGAUUUGUCUCAAGGAGAGGUAUUUGUCAAACACUCUACAGUGAUUGUGGUACCAACUUCAUCGGCGCGGACACUACUCUCAAGCAACUCUUCAAGGACGGAUCUCAAGAAGCCAAGGAACUCUCUCAACUACUGAUCAAGGACGGCACCUCCUGGAAAUUCAACCCUCCAGCAGCUCCACACAUGGGUGGAAAAUGGGAAGCUGCCGUGAAAUCAAUCAAGUAUCAUCUCAGAAGGACGAUCGGCGAGACGAUUUUGACGUACGAGGAAUUUACGACUCUUCUUACGCAAAUCGAAGCGGUUCUCAACUCCCGACCAUUGGAACCUCUUACAGAGGACCCUGACGACUUGUCAGUUCUCACACCAGGACAUUUUCUCAUCGGGGAACCACUCACAUCAAUACCGGAACCAUCCCUCUUGGACCUGAAAACUUCAAGGUUAACAAGGUGGAAAUUGAUUCAACAACAAGCUCAAUUUUUCUGGGCGAAGUGGUCCACCUGUUAUCUUCAACAACAACUCGCUAUCUCCAAGUGGCAUCAUCCAACACAUCAAAUCAAGGUUGGUUCUCUAGUUCUCCUCACUGACGAAAGGUUCCCUCCCUCAAAAUGGCCUUUAGCUAGGGUCACUGCAUUAUACCCUGGCAAGGACGGUCUCACCAGAGUCGUUUCAAUUAAAACUGCAACGACACAUCUCAAACGACCAAUCACCAAGUUGGCUGUGCUCCCUAUCUCGACGGAAGAAGCUCUCAAGGACAUAACUCAACCUAAAUGGAUCGUCAACUCCGUUGCCGAUGGGGGGAGUAUGUUCAAUUCUGAGUGA
Messenger RNA from Leptopilina boulardi, 3879 nucleotides. RefSeq lists its product as uncharacterized. Bases 1 to 3879 code for a protein of 1292 amino acids. Gene Ontology annotation, molecular function: nucleic acid binding. Lineage: Eukaryota; Metazoa; Arthropoda; Insecta; Hymenoptera; Figitidae. Gene Ontology annotation, biological process: DNA integration. The record is from RefSeq and is a predicted model, not a curated record. The transcript has a single exon.